AUGGUCAAUAAUGCUCAGAUUGUUCCGCCCGAGAAUAAGGAAAUGAUAUUGGGCCAAGGUCUUGAGCUACUGGGUUUCAAAAAACUCAGUGUUGUGAAAUGUUUCUCGGUAAGAUAGCCCUCUUGGCUUUCUAUAAACAAAUGAAUAGAGAGCUGACUCCAGGUCAUUGUAGAACUUUGGGAUUGAACUCACUAUUAAGCUAGAUCAAAUCACUCCUAUUGAGCUCCAGCCCCCAGUUAUGAUCUCAAAAAAGAACACUUUGGCUGUUGUUAAAGGUGGUUGGCGGUUCAACCAAUCACAAUCAAAAGGGUUUCAUAAUAGUAAUCGAAACUUUAACGAGCUACCUAUUAUCUGGUUUAAUAGGUCAAACGGUGACAUGUCGCCUGGCGAAGUCACUGUUAGACUUCGCAAAGUUUUAAAUGAUUACAAUGUUUCGCAGGCGGUAUCACCUGCUAUCAAGCCCAUCCAUGCGUCAAAAAACAUACCCAGCCAUGGAGAUGAUCCAAUUCAAUAUAGGAAGGACUGUCAAAAAAUCCUGGAUGAAUGCUUGGACUCCCUUGAAAAGAAUUCUGAGCAGGGUAUCAACUUCUUGUACAUCAUCUUGAGAGAUAACGAUGCCAAUUUCUAUGCUGAAAUCAAAAGGUGGGGCGAUUGUGUUAAAGGAAUCCCAACCAUUUGUACUAGAUACAGUACCCUUUUUCCUACCCAGGAAAAAGGAAAGAAACAGAAGCCAGAUUUCAAUGAUAUAGCACUUUGUGCAAAUAUCAGGUACUGUUUCUAGACCCUAUUAGAGCGCUGUAAAACUAACGUGGAGCUCGUAGUCUGAAGAUCAAUGCUAAGUUGGGAGGCAUCAGUCACAAAUUAGAAUCAACAAGUAGCCAGCUCAGCAUGACAGGCACUCCCAAAGAUAUAAUGAUUAUCGGGGCAGACUGCACUCAUCCAGGAGCUGGGGUGAAGCAUUGUCCUUCAAUCGCAGCUAUUGUUGUUACAAAUGACGACGAGUCAAGCCAGUAUCUCGGUUCUGCGAGGCUGCAGAAGAGAAGACAAGAGGUAUUUCUAUUUCCAUGUUUACUCGAACCGACUAACCCGUAAUAGGAGAUAGCUGAUUUACAUGGCAUGAUGGUCGAGAGAAUUAAGGCUUGGUCCCAUAAGGCAUCUAAAGCUGGGAAAAGUGAUGGCAACUGA
Molecule: messenger RNA, 1185 nt
Organism: Hymenoscyphus albidus
Lineage: Eukaryota; Fungi; Ascomycota; Leotiomycetes; Helotiales; Helotiaceae
Source: the annotation of a GenBank genome assembly